This is a messenger RNA of Lolium perenne, 4170 nucleotides long. Its product is annotated as disease resistance protein RPM1-like. Gene Ontology annotation, molecular function: ADP binding. Gene Ontology annotation, biological process: defense response to other organism. Lineage: Eukaryota; Viridiplantae; Streptophyta; Magnoliopsida; Poales; Poaceae. The record is from RefSeq and is a predicted model, not a curated record.
CAAUUUGUCGGCCGGCGAAAAUUACGCUUACGCGGUUCAGAGGUACCAGUGAUUGAUACUCCAGCAAGUCGGCAAGCAAAACGAAGACUCGCUCCUCUCUUCCCCAUUUCAGCAUUCCCGGCGCCAAACCCCAAAGCGCUCCUCCUCGCCGCCGGAGGGGGUUCCAGACCUGGAAUUUGGCUGUGGGUUAAGACAUUUCACCCUUGAAAGAGGUCUGCUAGCCAAGAUACGGUACCAUGGCAGAGGGUGUUGUAGGCAUGCUGAUUCUGAAGCUUGGUUCAGCCUUGGCCAUAGAAGCAGUCAAGGUCGGCACAGGGCAGUUGUGCCUUGAAGCUAGAGCUUCUUCUCUUGUCAGGUUGUUUGGUCAGAUCCGUGAUAUCAAGGAGGAGCUGGAGAGCAUGCAGUCCUUUCUACAAGAAGCCGAGAGGUUCAAGGAUACUGACAAGACCACUGCCAGCUUCAUCAAGAAGAUCCGGGGCCUUGCCUUUGAGAUCGAGGAUGUUGUUGACGAGUUCACCUACAAGUUGGAGGAUAAACAUGGUGGCUUUUCUGUGAAGAUGAAGCGGCGGUUUAAGCGGAUCGGGACAUGGCGCCGUCUGUCGUUGAAACUGGUAGACAUCAAACUGAAGUUGGAGAAUCUUGACAGGAGAAGGGCCCGGUAUGACAUAAGAGGAAUUGCAAUAGAAGCUAGAAGCAGUGACGCUCAUUGCAGAUCCACAGAUCAGACUUCGCACUUCCCAACAGAAGAAAAUCUUGUCGGCAUUGAUGAGAGUAGGAAUUUGCUGAUUGAUUGGUUGACAUGUGAUUUACAGCAGGAGAGUGUAAUUAGCACAGUAUGGGGGAUGGGAGGAGUAGGCAAGACCACUUUGGUUGCCCAUGUUUACAACAGUCUGAAGAUAGACUUCGACUGUGCUGCAUGGAUAACUGUAUCAAAAGCAUACCAAGUUCAGGACUUGUUAAAGCAGAUUAUCAGGGAGUUACAGAAGAGUGACUUAAAGGGUGAACUCCGUGUUGAUAUUGUUGACAUGGAAAAGAGAAGCCUGGUUGAAAUCAUCCGUGAUUUCUUGCGUGGUAAGAAGUAUCUUCUGGUUUUGGAUGAUGUCUGGGGUGUUGACAUCUGGUUCAAGAUAAGAGAUGUUUUUCCUGCUAACAGCACCAGCCGGUUUGUCAUCACGUCAAGAAUCCAUGAAGUAGCGCUGCUGGCUACUGGAAAUUGUAUAGUUGAGUUGAAACCGCUAGAAGAGCACCACUCAUGGGAAUUGUUUUGCAAAGAGGCAUUUUGGAAAAAUGAAAGCAGAAUAUGUCCGCAGGAGCUACAAAUUUUGGCACAAACAUUUGUGGAUAAGUGUAAUGGCUUGCCCAUUGCUAUUGCUUGCAUAGGUCGUUUAUUGUCCUGCAAAAAACAAAUUUAUUCUGAAUGGGAAAAUUUGUACAAGGAAUUAGAAUCUCAGUUGACAAACAAUGUGAUUCUUGAUCUUAAUAUAGUUCUAAUGGUCAGUCUGGGGGAUCUUCCAUAUAUUUUGAAGAAUUGCUUUCUGCAUUGUACAAUAUUCCCAGAGGAUUACUUGAUGAAAAGGAAAAGACUAAUUAGGCAUUGGGUGACAGCAGGAUUCAUCAGAGAAACACAACACAACACGAUGGAGGAAGUGGCAGAGGGUUAUUUGUACGAACUUGUAAAUCGAAGCCUAUUACAGGUAGUGGAGAGGAAUGAAAGUGGACGUGUGCGGAGUUGUCGAAUGCAUGAUAUUAUUCGCCUUCUUGCGCUGACCAAAUCAAAUGAAGAAGGAUUUUGUAGAAUUUAUGAUGGCUCAGGGAGUUCGUCAGCAGAAAAUACACGCCGCCUAUCUAUCCAAAGUGCAAAUAUUGAGCAGUUGACUCUUUCAAGUGAAGUUCAUCUCCGUUCAAUCUAUGUUUUCGAGAAUAGUCUGACUAUUGAUCCAUUGAAGUCUUUCUUGAAAUCUUUCAUGUUGCUAUCAACUUUAGAUCUUCAAGGAGCCAAAAUUAGGAAAGUACCAAAUGAGGUUUUCAGCAUGUUUAAUCUGCGGUUUCUGGGUCUUAGAGAUACUGAGGUUGAGGAGCUUCCAAAAAGAGUUGGAAGACUACAUAAUUUGGAAGUUUUGGAUGCUUACAAUGCUAAGCUGUCUAGUUUGCCAGAGAGUGUCGCGACACUUAAAAAGUUGAGAUAUCUAUAUGGAGCUACCGAUCCAAAGGCAGGCAUUAAAGGAGUUGUUGCCUGGACUGGGUUCAGGGUGCCUAAGGGCAUAAUGCACUUGACAGGCUUGCAAACCUUGCAACUUGUUGAGGCAAGCUCAGACACUUUGUGCCAUCUUGGUGCUUUGACAGAGUUGAGAACUUUAGCCAUCACCAAAGUGAGAAGAGAACAAUGCUCUGAUCUGUGCACUGCUAUCAUGAACAUGAGCCAUCUUGUUAGUCUUGCAAUUAUGGCUAUAAGUGAGAAGGAAACACUGGAACUGGAAGAUCUCUGCUUGCCUCCUACUCUUUCAAAGCUUGAAAUAGGAGGGCAAUUAGACAAGAAACGGAUGCCUCAGAUUGUGUCAUCCUUCUCAAAUCUUAAUAACAUUACCUUGUUGGCCCUAGCCUUCUCCAAACUUGAUGAAGACUCAUUUUCAUGCCUCUUGGAGUUACAUGGGCUACGUGCACUUUGGCUUGAUAAGGCCUACGAAGGGAAGAGGCUGCACUUCAGUGCCAUGGUAUUUCCAGAGCUCCGACUACUCUCAAUCUCAGAUGCUCCACAUCUCAAUGAUGUUUUAAUAGAACAAGGUGCAUUGCAAAGCCUUGUUCACCUAACUCUCACAGAUUGUCCAGAGCUGAAGGCCCUCCCUGAUGGCAUUGAGGGUGUUAGAACACUCGAGAAAUUAUAUCUCCGGGGAGCUUCCAAGGAGCUCACAAAGAAACUUCAGAAUAAAGAAAAACAAGUGAAGGCGAUGAAUGUAUUAAGAAGAUCAGUCAUGUCCGAAGGGUUACUGUUUAUCCUUGAAGCACUUGGUUAUGAUCCAGUUCCAGUACAUAUCACCAGCUCACGGACCUGUGAGCUCUUGCUCGAAGUGAAAGUUUCACUUGCCUUCUAGCAUUAGAGAUCAACUGUUAAAAUAUAUAGCCUAGCCCUUUACAUCAGUUCGGACCUUUGCAGAACUUGGUUAGUGCAUCAAGUCAAUAUGGUAUCAGAGCCUUGAGGUCUCAAGUUCAAGACCCGGAUAACGCACUGUUCGGACAUUUGGAAAACUUGGCUAGUGCAUCAAUUCGGUAUCAAUGACAACGGAGAGAUGAUCAUGGGUGACAAGCAGCUCUCCUGAAUGGUAAAGGGAAAAAAAAAUACAGCCAUCAAAAAGUUCAAGCAGCAGGAGGCUCUAAAGAAGAGAAGUGGCACAUAACAUGAGCUAGAAACUAGGGAGAAUAGAAGAAGCUUAUUUUGUUCUGUUGAUCCAGAUGCUGAAAAUGCACAACAAAGGGAAAUGGAUGGCUCAGGAGGAAUUAGAGAGGGAACAUUAAAUGGUCUGAAUUGUGGCAAUGAGUCCUUCUGAUUUUUUCCGCAAAUGCUGCUGAAUUAGGAGCGCCAAGAGAGAUGGGCAAAGUGUUGGUCUUGGCCUGUAGGGAACUCUGCCUGCAGGUGUCUCAGCGCUGAAGAUCUCAACUGCCUGCGAUGUGCACUCUUCAUUUGGCUCGUUUAUCCUUGCAUGUGCAAAAUUAAGAGGCAGUUUUGCAUCAAAUGUAGAAGUCGGUUAUUAUCCCCGCAAAAAAGGUGGUUAAUGGUUAUUAUCAUCUAGUAGAUCAUAAACAGCUAUUAUUUCUGCUUGACACUUGUAUAGUAUGUUGGUAUAGCUUAUCACCCCAGAGGACUUGUGCACUGAGGUGUUUGCUUUGCAUGUCAGUUGAGCAUAAGUAAGAGUGUGACUACAAACAAAUUUUUAGCUUCGCCUUGCCAGGGACGGAUAAAAAUGAUGGUCGUAUUCGUAUCAGUGAUGAUGGACGACCCAGAUGCUGCCAUUGUUUGUGCGUUGAAAUCUGUGUUUUAUAUGCUGCCACAGAAGAUAGCUCGGCAUUCAAAAAUCUACAAAUAGCCAGGGCAGCAGAUAGCACCGCGGAGAAAUGUACUGUAGUUGCUUUGAACUGUCACCCUUAUAUCAGUAUUGAACUCCUUCAUAGACUCAA